AUGGCUGAAUUGAUUGUUCCAAAGAUAAUUGAUGAAUUGGGUGAUGUUCUCGUGAAGCAGUUUGGGGAGAAGAUUAACCUGGUGAUGGGAGUUGAAAAGGAGGUGGCAAAUAUCUCCUCUAAGUUGGCAACCAUUGAAAAAGUGCUGCAUGAUGCAGAGAGACGAAGGCUGAAGGACAGAAGUGUUGGAAUUUGGCUAGAAAAGCUUGAGGACAUAACAUAUGAGAUGGAUGAUGUGCUGGACGAAUGGAACUUCAAGAUUCACAGAGCAAAGAAUGAAGGAAGUCACCAGAAUGCCAGAUUGCAGACAACAUUGUGGAUCAAGGUUCGUUCCCUCAUCCCCUCCCUUUGUUCUUGUCUCAAACAAGUUCCUGUUCGUAGUGAUAUUGCUUUGAAAAUAAAAAGCAUAAAUGAAAAGCUAGAAUUGACGUUGAAAGAGGCAGAUCAAUUCAAGUUUAUUACAAGUGGGGGAAUUCCUGAUUCUCAAGAUUUUCAGCGAAUUAUAACUACCUCAAUGAUAGACGAAUCAAAGAUCUGUGGUCGAGAAUCUGAUAAGGUUGCUUUACUUGACCAAGUUUUGUCUAAGAGCAGUAGUCAAGGAAGAAAGGGGGUUCAAGUUAUCUCUGUAGUAGGGGCCGGGGGUAGUGGAAAGACCACACUUGCGCAACUACUCUUCAAUAACGAUAAAGUGAGGAACCAUUUUGAACUUAGAAAUUGGAUUUGCGUAUCAGAUCCUUUUGACCAGAAAAGGAUUGCGAAAGCUAUCCUUGAGAAUGCUGGAAAAAGUUCUCAAGAAUCAGAGUUGGAUCCAUUGAUCCAACGCAUAAAAGAAACUUUUUCUGGUAAGAGAUUCCUGCUUGUCCUAGAUGAUGUCUGGACAGAGGAUGACUCAAAGUGGGAACCUUUCCAAAACUCUCUCAAGGAUGGGGCUCCUGGAAGUGAUAGCAUUUGCCAACAAAUCAGGGGACUUGUGCAAGAAGGUGGAAAGAAUUGGGCAGAAAAGUGCAAAGGGUUGCCACUUGCUGCAAAGACUAUGGGAAGCUUGUUACGGUUCAAAGAUACUGUACAACAAUGGCAGAAUGUUUUGGACAGUGAGAUAUGGCAAUUGGAGGAAGCAACUGUGGAACUUUUCCCUCAUUUGUAUUUAAGCUAUAACGAGUUGUCCCCGGAGCUGAAACGUUGCUUCUCAUAUUGUGCUGUCUUUCCCAAAGAUCAUGAGAUACUUGUAAAUGAGCUUAUUAGGCUGUGGAUAGCACAAGGUUAUGUUCGCCCAAGACGAAGAGGUGAGCGCUUGGAGCUGGUGGGCCGUGAGUACUUCAACAAUUUGGCAAUGCGUUCCUUUUUUCAAGAAUUAGAAAAAGUUGAGGCUUACUUUGGGUUACCUGAAUAUAUGAAGUGCAAGAUGCAUGACAUAGUGCAUGAUUUUGCACAAUUUCUCACAAAAAAUGAAUGUGCACUUGAUGGAAUUGGAACAAAUUCAUCUGGUGAAAGAGCACAUCAUCUAACAAUUUUGGAAGAAGGCACUGAGGAGGAGAUGUUUAGUUCUCGAGUCGUUGAUUUUGGACGGCUCAGGAGCUUUAUAACAUUUGCUAGAAUUGGAAGAGUAGUUCCCCAAAAUCUGUUUUGCAUUUUGAAGUGCGUGAGGACUCUGACUUUAAGCAAUUGUGGGCUAGCUGAAAUCCCAGCCGAGAUCGGAAGGUUGAUUCAUCUUCGGCGCUUGGACUUGAGUGAUAAUCUUUUCAUUACACUGCCAGAAGCUAUAUGUGAUCUAUAUUAUCUGGAAACUCUGGAUAUCAAUUGUUGUGAAAAGCUUUCGUGCCUUCCUGAAAGGAUUGAAGGCCUUGUACACUUAAGGCACCUUUUCAAUAAGAUGACCGUUGAUUUACGUCAAAUUCCACAAGGACUCACGAAGCUGACGUCACUUUGUACUUUGGCUAGGUUCAUCGUCAGGAGCAAUUAUGAUGAUUUGGCAAUUCUGAAGGACCUGAACCAACUGGAAAGAUUGGCCAUUGUAAUUGAAGGAGAAGUAGAUUUUGGGAGUGCAAAACUUGGCAAGAAAAUCAACAUGCGUGAAAUGUUUUUGUUAUUUAGUGAGAGGACCCACUUUAUAGAAACUCCAAGUUGCAUUGAAACCAUGCAACCACCUCCAAACUUGGAACUACUUGUGCUAGUUGGCUAUCCAGGAACCCAGUUACCAAGUUGGCUUGUGACGAAGUCUCACGCCAAUAACUUGACGAAGCUCAGUAUUGCUAGGCCCCACAACAUCUCAUCCUUGCUUGCCUUGCGGAAGCUAUCAUUCCUAGAAGAGCUUGUGCUCGGGGAAGCGGAUGAGCUAAAAUGUUUGGGUAAGGAAUUCUUCGGAGUUACAAAAGCACUACAUGAGAAUAGUCGUGAUGCUCUUGAUACAUUGUCAGACUCCGAGUCAUCAUUCUCAGCUGAAGCAGUGGCAUUUCCGAAUUUGAGAAAAUUAUAUUUUCGUGAAUUCGACAAUUGGACAAAUUGGGAAGACGUAAGUGAAGAUGAUGAAGAAGUUGCAGUCUCUAUCAUGCCAUGUCUGGAGGAGCUAAAAAUUAGUCAAUGUUACAAGCUUGAAGCUCUGCCACAUCGCAUCCUCAGCAAGAUAUCAUCUCUCAAAAAUUUGGAUAUUCAACGUUGCGACAAGUUGAGGGAUCGUUACUUUGACAAAAUAGGAGAUGACUGGAUAAAGAUAUCACACAUUCCUCGACUUUUGUCCUUUGUUUCCCAGAUAAUGCUCAUGGCUCAAAGUGAAGCUACAGCAGAAGGCAUUGAUGUAUCAACCUCUACGUCGACUUUUUACUUGGGUUCAUCUGUUUACGCGUCGAGAUACUCCUACGACCGCUGUGAAAAUAUCUUGCGAGCCUUCUUCAAAUAUUGGUGUCUCUCAACAAAUACACUUCAUACGCCCGUUGGGGAGUUGUCCAUCAUAUUUUGGGAUCUUUAUCGACUUGGUGGCCUUUCGAUCGAUGGCUCGUUCUUUGAUGAAGUUGUUCCUUCGGCGCAGGAGCUUCUCAUUCGUGACAAAGAAGGGAAGCCACUUCUCCCUGAGAGUUGCAGGUACCUCUUUUCUGCUUAUUACCACCUUUGGACGAAUGACCAAGGGGUAUGGAUGAAAGACUGGAUUCGCUUCUGGUUCAAAGGAGAGGCUAGGUAUAGGGAUUCUCCGAGUAGGGCGAAUAGAAGGAAGACCACAUCUAAACCAAAAAUGACUUACAACCCUUCUAGAAGAGUAGAGCCUUACGACCUUGCCGAUACGAAGGAUUUCAACGUCCCUUUUGACACACUGGAUAUCCUAGGAUUUUUAAGAAAGGAGACCUAUAUUGCGGCAUUCAUAGCGUGUUGGAUUUGCAAGUUUCUUUUGCCAAGCAAAAAGAUCGAUCGCAUUCGCCCAAGUGUUUUCAAGGUUGCAUGUUUAAUGGCCACAGGGAAAAGAUUUUGCCUUGCAAUUCCCGUUCUUGCGAGCAUAUAUCAUGGGUUGAGGGAGAUCGUCCACGCCCCUAACCUUGGAGAAUGUGGGAUAACUUUUCCAAUCCAUUACGUCUAUACUUAG
Molecule: messenger RNA, 3567 nt
Organism: Coffea eugenioides
Lineage: Eukaryota; Viridiplantae; Streptophyta; Magnoliopsida; Gentianales; Rubiaceae
Product: putative disease resistance protein RGA3
Exons: 4
Coding region: 1-3567 (1188 amino acids)
Biological process (GO): defense response to other organism
Molecular function (GO): ADP binding; protein binding
Source: RefSeq, a predicted model, not a curated record